This is a messenger RNA of Aspergillus costaricaensis CBS 115574, 8141 nucleotides long. RefSeq names its product U4/U6-U5 snRNP complex subunit PRP8 (gene prp8). The record is from RefSeq and is a predicted model, not a curated record. NCBI's taxonomy places the organism in Eukaryota, Fungi, Ascomycota, Eurotiomycetes, Eurotiales, Aspergillaceae. Gene Ontology annotation, biological process: mRNA splicing, via spliceosome; protein splicing; spliceosomal tri-snRNP complex assembly. Gene Ontology annotation, cellular component: catalytic step 2 spliceosome; U5 snRNP. The coding region runs from base 284 to 7813 and encodes 2509 amino acids. The transcript has a single exon. Gene Ontology annotation, molecular function: U1 snRNA binding; pre-mRNA intronic binding; protein binding.
GACUGGAGCAAGCUGUCUUAUCACCUUCCCGUCGUGAGAAGGGGAUCGUCCAGGAGUGGUUUUAUCUUCUUCGGGGCAAAGCUUCAUUUCUCCGACGCGAUUUCUUAUUAUCAAUCUGUUUUAAUUCCCCCCUCCUCCAUUCCGUUUUUCUCGCGUCGCUGAGCUGCAGUCGAUGAGCUCGCGAUAAGUCACGACCCGUGCAUCUUUUGACGCGACUUAGUCACGAAACUUCCAGCCCGUCCAUCAGAGCAGAGAGUGUCUUUCAUAUAUACAACCCAUUACCAUGGCAUCAUUGCCUCCCCCUCCGCCUCCGGGCUGGGGUGCGUCGGCGCCGCCGUCGAUGCCGUUGGCUCCUCCGCCACCGGGAUAUCAACCGCCUGCGGAUCCGACUGUCGCGAAGUUUGCCCAGAAGAAGAAUGAAUGGCUGCGGACGCAACGGAACCGGUUUGGCGAGAAGAGAAAGGGUGGAUUCGUUGAAACACAGAAGGCUGAUAUGCCCCCGGAGCAUCUGCGAAAGAUUGUUCGGGACAUUGGCGAUGUGUCGCAAAAGAAGUUCAGCAAUGAGAAGCGCAGCUAUCUCGGUGCGCUGAAGUUCAUGCCCCAUGCUGUGUUGAAGUUGCUGGAGAACAUGCCCAUGCCCUGGGAAUCGGCUAGGGAAGUUAAGGUAUUGUAUCAUGUCAAUGGUUGCCUUACCUUGGUCAAUGAGACUCCUCGUGUCAUUGAGCCCGUCUUUCACGCUCAAUGGGCUACCAUGUGGGUGUGCAUGCGGCGAGAGAAGAGUGAUCGCAGACACUUCAAGAGAAUGCGCUUCCCUCCCUUCGACGACGAAGAACCUCCGCUAUCGUGGUCGGAAAACAUUGAAGAUGUGGAGCCGUUGGAACCUAUUCAGAUGGAGCUUGAUGAGUCGGAGGAUGCUCCUGUCUAUGAGUGGUUUUAUGAUCACCGGCCUCUGCUGGAUACUCCCCAUGUUAAUGGGCCGAGCUACAAGAGCUGGAACUUGACACUUCCGCAGAUGGCCACUCUGUAUCGACUAAGUCAUCAGCUCCUGAGUGACGUCGUCGAUCAGAACUACUUCCAUAUGUUUGACUUGAACAGUUUCUUCACCGCUAAGGCACUGAAUGUCGCCAUCCCCGGUGGUCCUCGCUUCGAGCCUCUGUACAAGGAUAUCGACCCCAAUGACGAGGACUUCAGCGAAUUCAACGCCAUCGACCGUAUCAUCUUCCGCGCCCCUAUCCGCACGGAAUACCGCGUCGCCUACCCCUUCCUGUACAAUACCCUCCCGAGAAGCGUAAAGGUUUCUUGGUACUCUCACCCUCAAGUUGUAUAUGUCCGCACCGACGACCCUAAUCUCCCCGCCUUCUACUUCGACCCCGUCAUCAACCCUAUCUCCUCCCGGUCCGUCGCGCCGAAGAAUAUCACUGUCAGCCAUGAAGAUGAGAUUUUUGGUGAAGGAAACAACGAGGACGACUUCGAGCUCCCUGGCGACUUCGAGCCGUUCUUCUCCGAUGAGGAAUUGUACACACCCGAUACCGCGUCCGCCAUUGCCCUCUGGUGGGCUCCUCAUCCCUUCAACAAGCGCUCCGGCAAGAUGGUGCGCGCCCAGGAUGUUCCCCUCGUGAAGCAGUGGUAUCUGGAGCAUUGCCCGCAGGGCCAGCCUGUCAAGGUUCGCGUCUCAUACCAGAAGCUGCUUAAGACGUUCGUCCUCAAUGAGCUGCACAAGAAGAAGCCCAAGGCCCAGAGCAAGCAGAAUCUCUUGAAGACUUUGAAGUCGACCAAGUUCUUCCAGCAGACGACGAUCGAUUGGGUUGAAGCAGGUCUGCAAGUUUGCCGCCAAGGUUUCAACAUGCUCAACUUGUUGAUCCACCGCAAGAACUUGACCUACCUCCACCUUGACUACAACUUCAACUUGAAGCCCGUCAAGACUUUGACCACCAAGGAGCGAAAGAAGUCUCGUUUCGGAAACGCUUUCCACUUGAUGAGAGAAAUCCUUCGUCUCACCAAGUUGAUCGUCGACGCCCAGGUGCAAUAUCGGUUGGGUAACAUUGAUGCCUUCCAGCUGGCUGACGGCAUCCUGUAUGCUUUCAACCACGUCGGACAGCUUACUGGUAUGUACCGUUACAAGUACAAGUUGAUGCACCAGAUUCGUUCUUGCAAGGAUCUCAAGCAUUUGAUCUACUACCGCUUCAACUCGGGACCCGUGGGUAAGGGUCCUGGAUGCGGUUUCUGGGCCCCGGCCUGGCGUGUCUGGCUCUUCUUCAUGCGUGGUAUCAUUCCUCUGCUCGAGAGAUGGCUCGGAAACCUGCUGUCCCGUCAGUUCGAGGGUCGCCACAGCAAGGGUGUUGCCAAGACUGUCACCAAGCAGCGUGUGGAGUCUCACUUCGAUCUUGAACUCCGUGCAUCUGUCAUGGCGGAUCUCAUGGACAUGAUGCCCGAGGGUAUCAAGCAGAACAAGGUCAACACUGUCCUCCAACAUCUGUCGGAGGCAUGGAGAUGCUGGAAGAGUAACAUUCCUUGGAAGGUUCCUGGCCUUCCGGCGCCCAUUGAGAAUAUCAUUCUCCGUUACGUCAAGAGCAAGGCCGACUGGUGGAUUUCCGUCGCUCACUACAACCGUGAACGUAUCCGUCGUGGUGCCACCGUCGAUAAGACAGUUGCAAAGAAGAACCUUGGUCGACUCACUCGGUUGUGGCUCAAGGCUGAGCAAGAGCGUCAACACAACUACCUUAAGGAUGGUCCCUACGUGUCGUCCGAGGAAGCUGUGGCCAUCUACACAACUAUGGUCCACUGGCUUGAGUCUCGCAAGUUCUCUCCGAUUCCCUUCCCUAGUGUUUCUUACAAGCACGACACCAAGAUCCUGAUCCUUGCUUUGGAGCGUCUGCGUGAAUCCUACUCCGUCAAGGGCAGACUCAAUCAGAGUCAGCGUGAGGAGCUCGCUCUCAUCGAACAGGCGUACGAUUCUCCUGGAACGACCCUAGCCAGAAUCAAGCGUUUCCUUUUGACUCAGCGAGCCUUCAAGGAGGUCGGCAUCGAUAUGAACGACAAUUACAGCCAUAUCAACCCCGUGUACGACGUGGAGCCCAUCGAAAAGAUUACCGACGCCUAUCUCGACCAGUACCUGUGGUACCAGGCAGAGCAGCGCCACUUGUUCCCCGCUUGGAUCAAGCCGUCGGAUUCUGAAGUCCCCCCCUUGUUGACUUACAAGUGGGCUCAGGGUAUCAACAACUUGGACAACGUCUGGGAGACUGCCGAUGGCGAGACGAACGUUAUGAUCGAGACCGAGCUGUCCAAGGUCUAUGAGAAGAUGGAUCUUACUUUGUUGAACCGCAUGCUUCGCCUUAUCAUGGACCACAACUUGGCUGAUUACAUCACUUCCAAGAACAACGUGCAGCUCAGCUACAAGGACAUGAACCAUACCAACAGCUACGGUUUGAUUCGCGGUCUGCAGUUCUCCGGCUUCGUUUUCCAAUACUAUGGCCUAAUGAUCGAUUUGCUGCUCCUCGGUCUGCAGAGAGCUAGUGAAAUGGCUGGACCCCCUGCAAGCCCCAACGACUUCUUGCAGUUCAGAGACCGUGCUACUGAGACGAAGCAUCCUAUUCGUCUGUACACGCGUUACGUCGACAAGAUCUGGGUCUUCCUUCGAUUCUCUGCCGAUGAGUCUCGAGACUUGAUUCAGCGCUUCUUGACUGAGAACCCCGAUCCCAACUUCGAAAAUGUCAUCGGGUACAAGAACAAGAAGUGCUGGCCGCGUGAUUGCCGCAUGCGUUUGAUGCGUCAUGAUGUCAACUUGGGUCGCGCUGUAUUCUGGGAUCUGAAGAACCGCCUGCCGAGGUCCAUCACCACCAUCGAAUGGGAUGACACUUUCGCCAGUGUCUACAGCAAGGACAACCCGAAUCUUCUGUUCUCUAUGUCCGGAUUCGAAGUCCGCAUUCUUCCUAAGUGCCGCAACCAAAACGAGGAGUUCUCGGUGAAGGACAGCGUUUGGUCUCUGGUCGAUAACUCGACUAAGGAGCGCACAGCUCAUGCUUUCCUCCAGGUCACGGAGGAGGAUAUCCAGAAGUUCAACAACCGGAUUCGUCAGAUUCUCAUGUCGUCCGGUUCGACGACUUUCACUAAGAUCGCAAACAAGUGGAACACGGCUUUGAUCGCACUCUUCACCUACUACCGUGAAGCUGCUGUAUCCACCGUCAACCUUCUGGAUACUAUCGUCAAGUGCGAAACCAAGAUCCAGACCCGUGUCAAGAUUGGUCUGAACUCCAAGAUGCCUUCGCGUUUCCCUCCCGCAGUUUUCUACACCCCCAAGGAACUGGGAGGUCUGGGUAUGAUCUCUGGAUCCCACAUUCUCAUUCCGGCUAGCGACAAGCGGUGGUCCAAACAAACGGAUACCGGCAUCACCCACUUCCGCGCGGGUAUGUCGCAUGACGAAGAGACCCUGAUCCCGAACAUCUUCCGGUACAUAAUCCCUUGGGAAGCCGAGUUCAUUGACUCCCAGAGAGUGUGGAUGGAGUAUUCACAGAAGCGGCAGGAGGCUCAGCAGCAGAACCGCCGUUUGACGUUGGAGGACCUGGAGGACAGCUGGGACCGUGGUCUUCCCCGUAUCAACACCCUGUUCCAGAAGGAUCGCAGUACGCUCAGCUUCGACAAGGGUUUCCGUCUUCGCGCUGAAUUCAAGCAAUACCAGUUGAUGAAGAGCAACCCGUUCUGGUGGACUAGUCAGAGACAUGACGGAAAGCUGUGGAACUUGAACGCUUACCGUACCGACGUCAUCCAGGCCCUUGGUGGUGUCGAAACCAUUCUUGAGCACACCCUCUUCAAGGCAACUGCUUUCCCAUCAUGGGAGGGUCUCUUCUGGGAGCGAGCUUGUCUUGCUAAGGGUACUCUUCUGCUUAGCUAUGAUGGCACUAAGAUCGCUGUCGAGGAUGUCAAGGAAGGUGAUCUGCUCCUUGGACCUGACGGUGGUCCUCGUCGUGCCUUCAACAUCGUUAGCGGCGAAGAUCGGCUAUACCGUAUCAAGAUGGCGGGCAGCCAGGAAGACCUGGUGGUAACACCAAACCACAUCCUGGUCCUCCAUCGCGAGAAGGACGCCGGAGCUCCUGGUGUGUCAAGUGAUCGUUACGAUACCGUUGAGAUGACCGCAGCUGAGUUCGCAGCACUCGACGAGAAGGAGAGGCGCAAGCAUCUGCUGUUCCGUUCUCCUAGCUUCGAGCAAUCUGAAGUCAAUAUCCUGAUCAACGAGAUUACUCUCGAGUCCGAGGCCACUGAAUGGGCCGGUUUCCGGGUUGACAAAGACCAACUUUACAUGCGUCACGACUACCUCGUCCUCCACAACUCUGGUUUCGAAGAAUCCAUGAAGUUCAAGAAGCUUACCAACGCCCAGAGAUCCGGUUUGAACCAGAUUCCUAACCGUCGUUUCACCCUAUGGUGGUCUCCCACCAUUAACCGUGCCAACGUGUACGUUGGUUUCCAGGUCCAGCUGGAUCUUACGGGUAUCUUCUUGCACGGUAAAAUCCCGACCCUGAAGAUUUCGUUGAUUCAGAUCUUCCGUGCCCACUUGUGGCAGAAGAUUCACGAGUCUGUCGUCAUGGAUCUGUGCCAGGUCUUCGAUCAGGAGCUUCAGCAGCUGGGUAUCGAGACGGUCCAGAAGGAGACUAUUCACCCUCGUAAGUCUUACAAGAUGAACAGCUCUUGCGCCGAUAUCUUGCUUUUCGCAACGAACAAGUGGAACGUCACGCGUCCUUCCUUGCUGUUCGACACCAAGGAUGUCUACGAGCCAACUACGACGAACAAGUUCUGGCUUGACGUGCAGUUGAGAUAUGGUGACUACGACUCCCACGACAUUGAAAGAUAUGUCCGUGCCAAGUACCUCGACUACACCACCGACAGCAUGAGUAUCUAUCCUUCUGCUACCGGUUUGAUGAUUGGCAUUGAUCUCGCGUACAACCUGUACUCGGCCUAUGGACAGUACUUCCCUGGUCUCAAGACUCUUAUCCAGCAGGCUAUGGCCAAGAUCAUGAAGGCGAACCCCGCCUUGUAUGUCCUGAGAGAACGUAUCAGGAAGGGUCUGCAGCUCUAUGCCUCGGAAAGCAACCAGGAGUUCUUGAACUCCCAGAACUACUCGGAGCUUUUCAGUCCUCAGAUCCAGCUGUUCAUUGACGAUACCAAUGUCUACCGUGUCACCAUUCACAAGACUUUCGAAGGUAACCUGACGACCAAGCCCAUCAACGGUGCUAUCUUCAUCUUCAACCCCAGAACCGGACAACUGUUCCUGAAGAUUAUUCACACUAGUGUCUGGGCUGGACAGAAGCGUCUGGGUCAGUUGGCCAAGUGGAAGACAGCAGAAGAAGUGGCGGCCCUCAUUCGUUCCCUGCCUGUUGAGGAGCAGCCGAAGCAGCUAAUUGUUACCCGUAAGGGUCUGUUGGAUCCCCUGGAAGUUCACCUGCUGGACUUCCCCAACAUUUCCAUCCGUGCUUCCGAGCUUCAGCUUCCUUUCCAGGCCGCGAUGAAGGUUGAGAAGCUUGCGGAUAUGAUCCUUCGGGCAACGGAGCCGCAGAUGGUCCUGUUCAACCUGUACGAUGAGUGGCUGAAGUCCAUCUCUCCUUACAUCGCCUUCUCUCGUUUGAUCCUCAUCCUGAGAGCCCUCCACGUCAAUAUCGACAAGGCCAAGAUUAUCCUCAGACCCGACAAGAGUGUCAUCACCCAGGAGCACCAUAUCUGGCCUUCGCUGUCAGAUGAAGACUGGAUGAAGGUUGAAGUGCAAUUGCGUGAUCUGAUUCUGAACGACUACGGCAAGAAGAACAAUGUCAACGUGCAGAGUCUGACGAGUAGUGAAGUCCGCGAUAUCAUCCUGGGUAUGGAGAUCAGUGCUCCUUCCCUGCAACGACAGCAGGCCGCGGAGAUUGAGAAGCAGCAGGAAGAGCAGAAGCAACUCACGGCUGUUACGACGAAGACACAGAACGUCCGUGGUGAGGAUAUCAUCGUCACUACCACGUCGCAGUAUGAGCAGCAAUCGUUUGCUUCCAAGACUGAAUGGCGCACACGGGCAAUCGCGACGUCCAACCUUCGUACGAGGUCGAACAACAUCUACAUCUCGUCGGAUGACGUCCGAGAGGAGGGAUACACCUACAUCAUGCCGAAGAACGUCCUCAAGCGCUUCAUCACGAUUGCAGAUCUGCGUGUGCAAGUUGCUGGAUACCUGUACGGUACCUCUCCUCCUGACAACGACCAGGUGAAGGAAAUCCGCACCAUUGUCAUGAUCCCCCAGGUGGGCAAUACGCGUGAGGUGCAGUUGCCACAGCAGCUGCCCCAGCACGAUUAUCUCAACAACCUCGAACCUCUGGGUGUUAUCCACACCAUCUCUGGAAACGAGCCCCCUUACAUGUCGGCCAUGGAUGUUACACAGCAUGCUCGUUUGAUGAACGCCCACUCCUCCUGGGACAAGAAGACGGUUACCAUGACAGUGUCUUUCACCCCUGGAUCCGUGUCACUUGCGGCCUGGGGUCUCACGCCCCAAGGCUACAAGUGGGGAGCAGAGAAUCGUGAUACCACGUCUGAUCAACCGCAAGGAUUCUCGACCAGCAUGGGAGAGAAGUGCCAGCUGUUGCUCAGUGACAAGAUCCGCGGAUACUUCCUGGUGCCGGAAGACAACGUCUGGAACUACAGCUUCAUGGGCAGCUCCUUCGGCGGAGUGGAGAAGCGGCCGGUGUACGUGAAGAUCGACACCCCUCUGAGAUUCUACGAUGAACAACAUCGUCCAUUGCACUUCCAGAACUUUGCGGAACUGGAAGAUAUUUGGGUUGACCGUUCUGAUAACUUUGCGUGAGCGAUGUGUGGAUGGCGUUGGCAUGAUAAUAUUUUUCUUCUUCUUUUCCCCUUUUAUACGGACGAUUACGCUGUUCUGAAAUUAUUUCCCUAUAUCUUCAAGCCAUGUCUUUUUUUCCCCUCUCAAAGUUUUCUUUCCUUUUGAUGUUCGCAGUAUACAAAAUCCUCUCAUGUGUCUUACUAUGGUUACAUUUUUUGAUAUCGAUGCUUGGCAGCAAGUGAGGGAUGAGAAGCCCAACGGAAGUGGAGAUCCGGUGGCGGGGACGGGGCAAAAAUGGCUGCGCUAUGUACAGUAGACAUGUAGGUAGCGAUGUAUGUUUAAGAAGUUU